This is a messenger RNA of Porites evermanni, 8307 nucleotides long. The record is from the annotation of a GenBank genome assembly. NCBI's taxonomy places the organism in Eukaryota, Metazoa, Cnidaria, Anthozoa, Scleractinia, Poritidae.
AUGACUUCAGAAGAGUUUAUCGAUAAAAAGAUCCCAGAUAAGUAAGUGUGGUUAUUGGUAAGGCUUUUUUGCGUAGUUGUAAAAACUAAGAUAUUGCAUGAGGGUCCACACAUUAGCAACAAAGAAAAGCUUUCGCAAGCAAAAUCGCACCCACCAUAAAAUUUAUACGAUAGUGUCUCAAGGAGUUUAGAAGCACAGUAUAUCUUCUAUGUAGUUUCAUCUGAAAGCCGCCUUCUGCUUUGCUCUCUACUAUACCUGUAUUGUGAUAUGAUGGAAAAUCCAGCUGGAUUGAAAUAUGAUAGCUGAUAACUAACCAUCACAAUUAAGUAAUAACUUUUACUUGAUACAGUAUGAUACAUUAUGACCUGGAAAUGGUUUCCCCCAUGCAGCCCCAAAAUACAAUGUAUCCGGUAAUCAUCCAAAUUUCACUCCUGGAUACGAAGUAACUGGUAAGUUUUCUUAAGGCAGGAGCUAGAUCACUGCUCGACACUAACUUUUCUGGACACUUUAAGCUACUGGUACAAAAAAAGAAAAAGUGGGGUACAGAACUUUCAUAACUUCUUAUUGCAUCCAAACAGAAAUUGUCUGUUCCUGUGGCAAAUGAGUUCAAAUUUGCUAAUCUCUGAUCGCUACUGUAUCAGGGGCACCCAACAACAAUUUUCGUAAAAUAUCUGUUCGGAAGAUGAUUUGAGAUCUAGAAUUUUCGGAACAUUUGUUGUAAAAUUUCUUGCUUGCCUUUUCCAAAAUUUCCUGCUUGUCUGCCUCCCCUAGGAUUUUCGAAAAUCUUAAAAAUGGUAUAAUUGCCCAUUUUUAAUGGAUUUUUACCCUAAAAAGAUCACCUAGAAUUUUCAGGACCCUUUUUUCUGGCUGAAAUUUUCAAAAAGGUAAGUUUUGAUCCCUAUAAUUUUCGCAUCACUUCAGAGCACAUUUUUCCUUCAAUGAAUUGCAGCUUAGGAUAUGUUUUCUUCCAACUUGGUUGAAAACUUCUUGGCCACUCAUCGCACUUCUUUUCCUCUUCAUGCCAUGUGUUGUCCUCAGGUAAACGAUGAAAAUCUGUCUAGGAAUGAUUGGCUGUUGAAGGACUCUAUGUUGAGGAUAAGUUGUCACAAAAGCUUGUAAAUAUCUUCAUUCCUUCAGUGAACUUACAUGAAAAAAUUGAAGAUGGCGGACCUAUGCUUUCUCUCACCCAAGCUCCUACUUUAUUGGGUAUUUUGUCCACAUAACUAACUAAGUUUCACUAGUCCUGGGCAAGUGGACCAAGAAAAAUAGCCUCAGCAGACACUUUGGUAUUCAGUGCAACAUGGUGGGUAAUCUGAAGGUUGUCUCUGAACAGAUAAAUUGUGGACUUUCUCAUUGAAAAGUGUAACAUGUGAAAUAUGCUACCAAAUUAUGUUGGAGAAUGUUGCUGUUAUAAUAUAUGGAGUAUAUCAAAUUUUCCAAAAACUACCCCUCACUUUCAGAUAACCCAUAAUACACGUUGUUUUUUCCUGCCAAAUUUUCCAGGCACAUUGUCUUCAAUUUCUCCUGGGUAUUGGAAACAAUGCUUAUGCAAAUUUUUGGGAGGGAAACAAGUUUAAUUAUGGGCAAAGUGAAAGUAGUUAUUUUAAGUAAUCUUCUACUUUCCAGCUUCAUUGUGUUGCAAUUUUGUAGUCACGUGUUGGAGUUUUCAAAAAAAAGUCCCAAAUACAUGAAUUCAGCCAGAAGAGUUUACUUACUUUGAAUUCCCAAGUUUCCCACUGUUUCCCUGAUUAUCCAUCAUACACUGAGAGCAUGUGCUGGUCUGUUACUUUACUGAAACAGAAACGUUACUUUGGGGCGUUAAUAAUUAUUAUUAAUUAUUAUUUGACAUGGAUUCAUUUAAAGGGCUCAAAUUUCUUUGGGUGUACCCUCCCCCACCCUCCUGCCUUGCCACCCUGGGGUUUAGCAAUGGUAUGUACAUAAUUUACAAAAUGGAAAUGGCUUUCACUAGUGUGUGGUGGUAAGUAAACAAUUUAUAUUGUAAAACUGUGAAUUGUGUUGGUAACAAUUUAGGUUGAUCCUCUACUCUUUUGAUUUAGGUGGAGAGAUUAUGAUUCAUGUGGAGUUCCAAUCAGUGGCGAAAGGAUCAUUGCUUUCAAGACACCUCUCUCGAGUGUAAGGACUUAUAAACUACUUUUCCGAACAAAUUUUUGACCAGACAUUUACCGCAAACCAGCCUUUAUUUUAAGCCCUGCAGUGCAGUAUCAUCAUCAUCAUCAUCAUCAUCAUCAUCAUCACACUUGCCACUGUAUUGCAGGCUUUCACUGUAACUCUUCCCAGAAUGGUGGGUGGGUCUUGCUGAUCAGACUAACAAUCUAUUGAAGACACUGGUUUUACAUUUGCCAUGUAGGGUGCAAAAAAGCAUACUUAAGGCUUGCUAUAUGUGCAACCUCCUUAAGCUGAUCAAAGAACAAUCUUAGAAAAUUUUGUUCUUCUUAACAGAAAUAUGACAAUGAAAGUGACAUUGACAAUGGAAUAAAACCAUUUGAAAGGUACAUUGAUCAAUAUUUAUAAUAUAAGAUGUAGUAAUAAUACUUUAAUUAUCCUCUCCCCUUAUGGGGCUUUUCAGGGGUAACAAACAAAUGAUUUAAAUGGAACAUAACAUGGAUAAAAAUCCCAACCAGUUGACUAUUUUUCAACAGUGGCUGAGGAUUUGAACUCAGGACUACAGAGAACAAAUCCAGCUAGCGGUCAGAGCAGGACUUGAACUCGGGGUCUUUAAAUUACAAGUCCAGCGCUCUAACUGCUCAGCCAUGAUUCUUCCAGGUCAAUCAAUAUUAAUAACUUUGUGAAAGGUUGAACCCAGGAGUCAUUUCAGAAGUAGGUUGAGUUUGAUCAUCCAGGUGAUCAUAGUCCUAAAUAGGACUGUUGUUUUUGAAAGUGACUGACGUUUCAACAACCUGUGCAAUAGUCAUCUUCAGAGUCAAAGUAAGUUGUAUCACAUCAGUUGAUGGUAUCAUACUGUGGUUGUUGAUCAGAGUGGUCAAUUACGUCGCGAUGUUAUUGGUCGUCUGUCAGUUAAGCCGUGAUCUUAUUGGCUAUGAAGACUCAUAAUCAUGAAACCUCUUUCAGAAGCAAGCUGUUAGAGUGCCAAAAAAACUCAUAAGUUAACCAUACUCACCUCUUUUAUUCUUGCACCUUUCUAGUGCAACAGUGACUAAACAACUGUGUGUCAACUUUCUCCUUUAAGAUUCACCCCUAUGGAUCUUUUGAACCAUCUUAAACGAAAAAAACUGAAACUGGGGAUGGUGAUAGACUUUACCAAUACCUUCAGAUAUUACAACGGAAAGGUAAAAUUACAGAAAAAAAUAAACAAUCCAGCUUUUGACUCACUGAGAUGUACUUUACCUGUUACAUUUUUGCAAUGUUAUUAUUUUCAGACCUCCUUAUAAUGUCAUUUUAAAAGCUUUUAAAAGCAAAUCAGAAGUAGUUAUCGUUAGGCUUGGCCAAAUGAACAGAGAUGAAAAAUGCUAAGUAGCUUACUGAAUUGUACCUCCUCUGCAGUGUUGUAGAGGUGUGAGGUGUUUAAAGUUGUUGUGAUAGCAUUAUAGUGUCAUUGACAGCUCUAGUCAUACAUAUGUAGCUCCUAAAAUUACAUGUCGAUGAGUUAAGAUUUAUAACAUAAAUAAUGUAGGUAAUACCAUGUACCCGCGUGGGAAUUCUGAAAUAAAGUUGUUGUUGUUGUUGAUGUUGCUUUCUUAGGAGUUCUAUGAUCAUGGGAUUGAAUAUCGUAAGAUAAAAUGUAUUGGAAAAGAAAUACCAAAUGAGGAUGUAGUGAGAAGGUAAUAUCUAAAUUUUGUUAAGCCUUGAGCUCCUUCAAACUAACUGUUUACUCAAUACAAUACACUUUUAAAAUUUUACACAUAAACUUCAAAAUACUUCCACAAAAGAUUAACAUAAAAUGGAAAAUUGUCAACUGGUCAGCUGACAAGUUAAAAAACUCAUGGCCUCGAUGGGUUGCUGCACCUCUUGAGCCUGUAAUGGGAGUCCCCUAUACUUUUUUCAUGAAACGUAACUGGGGCUUUAUUUUUCUUGGAAAACAUGAUUUAAAUUUUUAUAUACCGUAUUUUCUCAAUUAAACGCUGGACCCCGAUUAAACGCCAGCCUAAAAAAAACACCGGGUCAAAACUGCUGAUUUUUAAAUAACCGCUGUGGGCAUUUAAUCGUGAAAAUACGUUAUUUGUGUUUGCCCAUUCCAAGACAAUUAACAUACUGGUAAAAGUGGUUUUGAAAUUAAGAAUGACAUAAUAUUCUUACUGACUGUGCUCAAUCCAUGUUUCUGGUAAAACACUAAACUGAUUUUGAAAGUAAAACGUAGGUAAAUUUUAUGUUGUUUUUAAUUGCUUGCACAGAUUCAAGACUGAAGUUUGUUCGUUCAUGGCCAAUAAUACUAAAGGUAACAAUAUUAUGUUAGCAUAAAAUUAUAUCUUCACAGGGCUGUCAUUAAGAAGGAGGGACCCAAGAUUUCCCCCGGCUACUAAGAACUUGGCCCCGGGCUCCUUUCAUAGGAAGAUAGAAGAAAAAUAGAACCAAAAGAAAUCCCUAGCUGCUUGAUUCCCAGCCUACUUGUUGUAUUUACCCGGAAACUUGAAAUCUUAGUGACAGCCCUGCUUCAUCUCUUUAGUAUCUGUUAAUAUUUCUCCUGUGAGCUUUUCACUUCAUUUUUUCACCUGCGACUUAUAGUGAAGUACUAGUAGUAAAUUGAUCUGUAAAAUUGCAAAUCAAUACAAAAUAGCAAAGAUGUUUUAAUAAGACUCAGUUUGUUUGCCAUUUCUUCAGGCGAUCUUGUUGGAGUACACUGUACUCAUGGACUCAACAGAGCUGGCUACAUUGUUUGCAGGUGAGAUAAGUGAGAAAUAAUUAUUUCUCUUCACACUUAAAAAAAAGAGUACUUACAAUUGUUACAGUAUAUUUGCAGGAACUUAAUUUUGCGAUAUGGGGACAUGGGUGUAUUUCGCGAGACUUCUAAAAAACCUGCCCACUGUUUUCUUCUGAUAGAAGGGGUAUUUAUGGAUACAAAGCACCGAAGAUCAUCUGUUUGAGAUGGGCACUGCAAACUCCAGUCGCUUUUUGUUUAGUCGCUUUUUGUGUACAGAUUCCCCCCCCCCCCCCCCCCCCCCCCCCCCCCCCCCCCCCCCUCCUCCUUUCUCACCACCCCCGGAGAAAAAAAAAAAAAAAAAAAAAUAGGUAAGGGGUGUAAAUAAACAGAAGUAAAGAGAAAGAGAAGGAAGUAGGAGUGCUAACACAUAAACAAAACAAAAUAAACACUACGCACUCUGUUUGUAUUAGAAAAAGGGGUUAUUUUGGAUAGAAAACACCAAUGUAUCUUGUUUGUGCUGGGGGAUCUCCAAAUCCGCUCUUCUUUUUUUUUUCGCUUUUUUUGUUGGAUUGUUCCCCCCCCCCCCCCCCCCCCCCCCACCUCACAGGCUAGUUUUUGUUCCACAACAAGGAGCAGAGAAAAAUAACAAGUAUAAGCUUGUUGUGACGAGUUACAACAAGUCAGAAAGAAAUGGAUUGUGUGAUAACUGUGUACACACAAUUAUAUAGUAGGGUAUUAACAAAUUCCUGUCAUUUAAUUUUGUUAAAACCAUUUUUCGCGGGUCUUCAGUUUCACGAAUUUCAAAACAUCACAAACAUUGCAAACGUUAUUAAGUCCCGUGAAAAUUAUUAACCAUAAGGCAAGGUUUGUACAUAUCAUAUAAGUGUCACUUAUUGUUAAUCAGCAAUUCAGUAUUCCGCUUGGUAUUUUCUCAACUUAGAUAUCUUAUUGAAUGCAGAGGAUACACGCCUGAAAAAGCCAUCAAAGGUUAGAGGUAGUCAUGCUCCUUUAGUCUGUGCAGUAAUCACACUUUCUUGAGGGUCUUGUGGUUGCUUGAGUUUGUUUCCUGCUUCAUGCACGGCUAUGUAGGCUAUCUUAUCUUAUCUUGUUCCAAAGCAAGCUUGAUGAGAAGACCCCCACCCGAAUAGGUUUUCUGAAUCCCAGUAAUCCCAUCAGAAAUUUUCCCAGUCCCGCAAUCCCGACACGUUAUCCCGAUUCCGUAUAUACGGUUUAUAGUAAGUGGUUUAUGGAGGGUACAGCCUGAUUCCUUCAUGUUCAGAGAGCCAAUGACAGAUGGUCGGAAAGAAAAGUGACACGGUAAUCGCCCCUUAUCCACCUGACAGGCUCGGUGUGGAUAAAAUGCAUCCCGGUUCUCCCGAUUGCCCGGUUCACACAAGCGCGAAAAAAAAAACAAAAAAUGUAAAUUGCAAUUUGUUCACCCACGAAGCACUCAGGAGUUCUUAAGAACUCGUUUAAACGUGUCUGUGCGUACCAGAUUGAAUUCGAAUUUGUAAAAAAAAUGGUUUUCGAGGAGAGGAAAAGACCGGAGUACCUGGAAAAAAAACCUCUCGGAGCAAAGGAGAGAACCAACAACAAACUGAUGUGGCGUUGACGCUGGGAUUGGAACCCAGGUCACAUCGGUGGGAGGUGAGUUUGGUUCUCAACACUGCGCCACUGUUGUUCUCCGAAAUCCCGUGUUCCGUUUGCCGCUAAAUAAUCCCAGAUUUAAUAAUUAAGAUGUACUACUCCCGAGUGUCACUCCUCUUCUUUCCGGGCCAUCGAAUUAGAGAAAUCCAGGAACCCCAAAAAGCUAAUGGGGAUCUUCGUAUGUAAGAUUUAUUUGUUUUAUGAUCUUAAAACAAAUUUAUAAAUAGAACUUAUUCUUUCCUUUUUAGCAUUUAAUGAUGCCAGAGGUUAUCAGAUGGAAAGAGAAAAUUACCUGGAUGACCUUAAGACAAAGACUCCUAAAAAGUGAGUGUUCCUCAAAAUUCUGAAAUAUUCUCAGCUUCAUUAGAUGACAGUUUUUAGAAACUCCCCCCUGCUCAGGCACUUCUUUUUUCGCACAGAGGCGAGGGCGAAAUGCGAGUGACAUGCGAGUGACUGAUGAUGAAGCGCAAGGGGCCAUGGGAAGAAUACAAAUGAUAGGCGAAGCCCGUUUUCUGCUUCCCUCCCUCUUUUGGGCACAAAUUUUAUCGAAAUACAGACGUCUGGUUCCUAGGGAGUGAAUGUUAAUCAUUACGUGAAACUUUUAACUUUAAUGACAGGUGAUGUGCAUCAUUGUCUCGCUGUUCUCCACUCGGGAACGCCUGUGAAUUUGUUAUGUUAUCUACAUGUAUAAAGUGAAUUUGUUUAUGUCUGUUUAUGGAAUGUCAUAUAUUUACUGGUGCACCACGAGGGACAACAUAAAUUCCGCUGUGAAGAACAAUCAACACCAACGGAAAUUGCUGUGUUACAGUGUAUAGUCAUUGGCUAAUCAGCACAAUACCACCCGAAUACACUGUUCUUUGGUUUUUGUGAACAGCUAUUUCUAGAAAGGUUGUCGGAAAAAGUGCACGCGACAAUCCCGAAAGGUAUUGUACGUGGUUUUGUGUUCACUGUUUGCAAAGAAAGUUGAAAGAAUGUCACGAGAGGCCAUGGAGGUAUGUUUGCGAGUGCUAAAGGAAAGCAACAAAAGUAGCUUUGACAUCUUCAUUGUCAGAAAGUACUGAUCAUAUCCCAUAUUACCUUUUGGGUUGUCACGUUCACAUUUUUUUCCGACAACGUUUCUCGAAAUAACUGUAUAUGGUCAAGCAUCGGUAUCAGUAUUUGAUCCACGGACUUCAGAGUUAGAACAAUUUUGAACAGCGACGUUAUAAACAGUAUCACUGUGAGGUAGUGCUUGGUGUGCGUGUGUGUGUGUUUUUUUGAUAAUAUGACCAAAAGGUUUAAGAAGUAGUUAACUUAAGCUCUUCUUGUUUUUAUCCAGCGAGGACUUCUCUCGUAUUGGAAAUCGAGACACGCGGAAAAGACGGGACACUUCAUCUGCAAGCAGACCGAGGUAUAUUCACAGUGACACAGAAUCGAGGCAAGUCGCACAUGGUAAGAACACAGGCAGAAUCGAUCAAGUUACACCGUAUUACACCCAAAGACGAGGUAAUGAAUAUGAAGACUUUGAAUCAAACUAUCGACACCAAGAUCGAAAUCGUUUUACAGAAUACCACAGUCAGACGAGGAACUACACAACAAGGAUGUAUUCAAGGAGAGAGCGCAGAGAUGUUAAUUGUCAUGAUUAUGGUAACACAUAUGAUAAUUACGAUAAUUCAUAUCAUAAUUAUAAUGAUCGGUACAAUAAUCAUGCAAACUAUGGUCAUCAAGAAUAUAGACCGACUAGGAGCCGAGAAAGAUCUUACAGAAGUGACCAUGUAAAGAGAGGUAGGUCCUAUAAGGACCGUUCCGAACCAUACUCGCAUCAGCGUAGUAGAUAUUAUUAG